AAAAAAGGCCAUGCCGUGGUUUAGCUAGUAGCUGUGAUCGAAUCAGUUUGUGAUGUAUGAAUGUGUGCGCGGGCAAAUAUUCAUUGUUUACAUUUAGUCUGAUAAGUUUAGUGCGGUUGAAUUAGGGAAAAAAUAUACAUAAUCUUGACAAUUGCCUGAAGAAAAUCUCUUACGUCAGCAGAUAAAAAAAGAAAAAUAAAUUUAACAAAGAAAAAAAAAAAAGAAUAUUAAAAAUGGACCGGAAUGACAGUGCCUUGGGCUAUAUAUUAUCUGGUUGCAUAUUCUAUGUAUUUGGAUUGAAGUGGUGCUACGAAUACGCUAAAUACUGGCACAGUCACCGUGAUUUGGAUCACGAACGAGAACCGACGAAGCUCGUCAGGGCUUCUCGGAACUGCCAGAAACUGUUACGACGACAUCCGCUGGAGGGAACCCUCAAGUUAUUAGCGACUGCGAUGGGCUUGGCAAGCACCCUCACGGGAAACUUGCCUAACAGCGUUGAGACGGCGCCAUCGCCGAAGGUGGUGCACGCGACAAUUUACCUCUUUUUUGCGCUCUCAGGCCUCGUCGAUGUUCUCACUUUCUACUUUCCCCACGUCGUGAGCGACGGUCUGGCCAAAAUGGCGCUUGCCCAGGCCUUCUUUAUCGAGGGAUUUUUAUUUUUGUGGACCAGCCAGUCCAAUAACUCUGCGAUAGUCUUGGCUAGGAUCGUCUGGACCAGCUCCUUUGCCGUCGUUCUCGAGUUGGUCUGGCCCGAGAUGAAGCUCCUGAGGGCAGCUUCCACUCUGCUUCACGGUAGCUGGCUCGCUCACAUGGUCAGAACCAGGGUGGAAUGCAAUUUUGCCACACUUGCGGAAUGUAAUCUUGAAUCUCUGAAAAUCGAGACUCUAGCUCUUUCCUUCUCCUGGCACUUUGCAGCUUCAUUUAUUGUCACACUCUGCGUAGUCGCGGUCACAAGAAGUUGCGCGCCGAAACUGAGGCCUGAUGAUCCUCCCGAAAUCCCCAUCUAUGAUUACUGCCAUGACGUAGAUCAGAGAGUUUAGAGCCAAAUUUGUUCAGUUUGUGAUACAUGAAAAAGCCUUGAUAGAUCCCAACUUCUUAUCUCUGAUCACAGUAACACGAUUUAUUAGCUAUUUUAUAAAUGUGCCUUGUUUAUUUUUGCUCGCAACCUGUAAAGACGUCUCAAGUGGUUCAUUUUGUUUUCUCAUUAAUUUUUUUAUUUACUCAAUUUUUACUCGUAUAUUGUAAUUGAUAAUAUUGUCGAUUCACGUACCAAUUUUAUUUAGCUAUAUCGAUCGUCUUUACAGCAACUCGCUUUUAGUAUCUAAUACUUAUUGCCACAUGAUCAAGUUGUUCUCGUUAUUAACGUGCCUAAGGUAAACAAUGUUUUUAUACAAUAAAUUUGUAUAUAAUAUUUUUUGUGAUAUUACUGUAACAUACAAUGAAAAAGUGUUAUUAUUCAACCAGUCGCCAAUUGCCAGUGCCUCACAUGAUAUAUGUAAUCAUGAUGUAUUUUAAUACCGUGUAAUUGUAAUAUUGUAUAGUCUUAUAUGCAUAUAAGCGUUGUUAAAUCUUGUACACUGUUAUCCAGAUCUUGAACUUCUAGAUCUG
This is a messenger RNA of Neodiprion virginianus, 1608 nucleotides long. Its product is annotated as transmembrane protein 45B-like. Bases 234 to 1040 code for a protein of 268 amino acids. NCBI's taxonomy places the organism in Eukaryota, Metazoa, Arthropoda, Insecta, Hymenoptera, Diprionidae. The transcript has 2 exons. The record is from RefSeq and is a predicted model, not a curated record.